AUGAUUCAUUGGAGCCGGGUGCGCUUGGCGUCGGCCGGGCGUGUCUUCAUGGACGUUGCCAUUGGGUCGCAUUCCCCAAAGCGGAUUGAGUACGAGCUCUUCAGCAAGUGCCCUGUGGCCUCGGAGAACUUUCUGAAGCUCUGCACCGGCGAGAAUGUUCUUCCCCGUGUACCCAGCACAACCGGCCUAGGCGACAUGUCGUUUGGGGACCAGUUCCUCCCGCAGCUCACGUACAAGAAGUCCACCUUCCACCGUGUGCAGCGCGGGUACUUGAUACAGGGAGGCGACAUCGUCAGUGGCAGAGGGACGGGGCAGCUGUCCAUCUACGGAGAGACCUUUGACGCGCCGGAGGAGGUGAGUGCGUCGGUGUUCGACCAGCGUGGUCUCGUCGGCACAGCCGUCAGCGCCCCCCACCUGAACGGCUCUCAGUUCUUCAUCCUCACGGCGAAGGAGGCGCCGCACCUGAAUGGCACCUGCAUUUGCUUUGGACGUGUUGUGAAGGGGCUUGACGUCGUUGAGGCAAUAGAGCGUCUGCCGCUGGACCCCACCGGCUUCCCCUCGGAGCGUGUGGCUAUUGUCGACUGCGGCAAGCUGAGAUGA
Trypanosoma grayi is the source of this 600-nucleotide messenger RNA. Its product is annotated as putative cyclophilin-like protein. Lineage: Eukaryota; Euglenozoa; Kinetoplastea; Trypanosomatida; Trypanosomatidae. The record is from RefSeq and is a predicted model, not a curated record. Gene Ontology annotation, molecular function: peptidyl-prolyl cis-trans isomerase activity. Gene Ontology annotation, biological process: protein peptidyl-prolyl isomerization. Bases 1 to 600 code for a protein of 199 amino acids. The transcript has a single exon.